AUCGCCAGAUUUUAGUAAAACAUAUUCUGCGCUUAGAAUAUCAUGAACAGUCUGCGUUUUGCUGUGAAACAGUCCAGUAAUCAAAAAUUGAAAGUUGAAAUAAUCCAAAUCAAAAUAAAAGCAAUAAGUAUAUGCUAAAUUAAUUAUUAGAAUAGCAACAAAGAGAAAAUGUCAAUGAAACAGCGUACUGGCGCGCUAUCAGCGUUUUAUAUUUUAUAUUUAUUGCAUGCAACAACAGCGUUUCAAGUCCAAUCAACACCACAACCAACGGUAAAUCAAACCUUAAAGAUUGGUGUUUACUAUGAGACGCUUUGUCCGGACAGCAGGGCAUUCAUACGUAAUUCACUAUACGAUGCGAUGAUAAUAAACGGCUGGCUAAAAUAUACGGAGCUAGUACUGGUGCCAUAUGGAAAAGUGUCGGCUUGGACGGACCCAGCUACGAAUAUAACGACACUAUUUUGCCAACAUGGACACAGUGAAUGUGAAUUGAAUGCACUGCAUGCCUGCAUUGUGGAGCACAAUGAUGUGAAUGACCAGAUCAAAUUGAUAAGCUGUUUAUUAACGGGCCAUUCAACAAGUCUGGAUGAGUGUGCCAAAGAUUUGAUGAUUGAUGUGAGCGCGGCGAAGGAAUGUAAAUCUACGCGUAGCACUCCAGAUAUAUUAAAGAAGUAUGGCGAAAUGACGGAUGCGCUGGAUAUAUCUUUCGUGCCAUCAGUAACCUUCGAUAAUAAAUUUAAUCGCUGGCGUCAACGUUAUUUCAUAUACAACUUCCCUGUAAUAUACUGCCGCGAGUAUGACAACAAAUUUAAUAUUACCUUGCCGCACUGCUAAUAAAUAAGUACUUUUUAUGAUAGAAUAUGUAUGAAAAAUAAAUUAAUAAAGCAAUUUUAUAUUGAA
Molecule: messenger RNA, 897 nt
Organism: Zeugodacus cucurbitae (melon fly)
Lineage: Eukaryota; Metazoa; Arthropoda; Insecta; Diptera; Tephritidae
Product: GILT-like protein 3
Exons: 5
Coding region: 169-831 (220 amino acids)
Molecular function (GO): oxidoreductase activity, acting on a sulfur group of donors, disulfide as acceptor
Source: RefSeq, a predicted model, not a curated record